Suillus subaureus is the source of this 1776-nucleotide messenger RNA. RefSeq names its product asparagine synthase-domain-containing protein. The record is from RefSeq and is a predicted model, not a curated record. Gene Ontology annotation, molecular function: asparagine synthase (glutamine-hydrolyzing) activity. Bases 1 to 1776 code for a protein of 591 amino acids. The transcript is spliced from 11 exons. NCBI's taxonomy places the organism in Eukaryota, Fungi, Basidiomycota, Agaricomycetes, Boletales, Suillaceae.
AUGUGCGGCAUCUUCUGCUCGCUUCACGUAGGAUGUUGUGGCGACACCGAUGACGUUCAUGGCGGACCGAACAAUACCGUUUAUCACGAGUUGUUCGAGCGAUUAAAAGUCGCCAAUGCCGCUCGUGGUCCCGAUGCACAAGGAACUCAUCACGUCCGAGUCCAAGGGACAUCCUAUGGUGAAGCACAGGCCCCACCCCCAAGUAAGACAUGCGGCCCGGCGGCACUCAAGCUCGAUCUCGAGUUCUUUGCUUCUGAGCUCCGGCUUCGAGGCGACGAACCCAUAGUGCAGCCUCAUCAACAGGACGGGGAUGUCUUUUGCUGGAAUGGCGAGGUCGAUGCAUAUGAAAAUGAUGGCGCGAAACUUUUUCAAAGCAUAUACACACUCUCCGCGAUGGAUGAUCUCCCUUUCCUGCUGGGGAGAAUCGAGGGACCAUAUGCAUUUGUCUUUUACCAUGCCGAAUCUCGGAAAUUGUACUUUGCUCGAGAUCCCCUUGGACGCCGAUCUCUGCUCAUCCACAAGCCUUCUGUGUUUAAUCCAUAUUUCUUACUUGCAUCCGUCUCCGUUGGAGAUGAUCAAGGAUACGUCAUGGAAGAACUAUCUACUGAUGGGAUGUUUUGCCUCGAUGUAGGACAGCUAUGCGAAUCCAAAGAGGCAAAGCUUGGUCGCGUGAACACCACGCUUCCUCCGGAUGGACCGCCGCUUGUGCCCUCGUUGGACCUUGCAAUAGUACCGUGUGAUCUGGCCAUCGCCAUCGAUCACCUUAUCGAUCACCUGGACAAGAGUGUAAUGCUUCAGGUUCAAAAUAUCCCGGGAAGAACGUCGCCUGGAAAGGGGAGAGCGGAGGUCGCAGUCCUCUUCAGUGGCGGCAUCGAUUCAACGAUAUUAGCCUUUCUUGCACAUAGACAUGUACCACUGGAUGAACCCAUAGAUCUGCUUAAUGUGGCCUUCCAGAAUCCGCGAAAGAUACAGGUUCAAACUGAUGGUAACAUAGGGGCUAUUCCCAAGCGCGAGAAGAAGCGACAACUCAAAGCAGCGGAGAUCAAUGGAGCGGUGAAAGAAUCCACCUCGUACAUGGUUCCGGAUCGUGUGACAGGCUUGCAGGAAGUCGAAGAGCUCAGGCGGAUAUGCCCCGGCAGGACAUGGAAUUUUGUCGAGGUGGAUGUUCCAUACGAGGAGUCUCAAGCUGCGCGGGCAGCUGUAGAAGCCAUCAUGUUCCCUGGUCGAACAGUGAUGGAUCUUAGUCUUGCUAUGGCGCUUUACUUCGCCUCCAAAGGGGUGGGCCGAGUCCGAAUUUCGGCAGCGCCUGAUGACUAUCAGCCAUACACUAGCACAGCACGAGUCCUACUCAAUGGCCUCGGGUCUGAUGAAUUACUUGGCGGAUAUGGCCGUCACCGUACUGCGUACGCGACUCGAGGCUGGCAGGGCGUCAUCGACGAGCUCCAGCUCGAACUCGACCGCAUACCGACUCGCAAUCUGGGACGAGAUGACCGUGUGAUUUCCUCACAUGGCAAGGAGACGCGCCAUCCAUUCCUUUCGCUUACGGUUGUCUCUUUUCUUGUGGGACUCCCUGUGCAUCUUAAGCUUGAUCCGCGGCUGGAGCUGGGGCUUGGGGACAAAAUGCUGCUGCGGCUUGCUGCGCGAAAGGUGGGGCUUCUUGAGGCGAGCGUGAGGAAGAAAAAGGCAAUGCAGUUUGGCAGUCAUUCUGCUCGCAUGGAGGCUGGUGAGGCAGAGAAGAGGGGAGAUCUUAUGAUCAAGACUGUCUCAGAGCCAUAG